Molecule: messenger RNA, 3986 nt
Organism: Dermacentor silvarum
Lineage: Eukaryota; Metazoa; Arthropoda; Arachnida; Ixodida; Ixodidae
Product: tRNA wybutosine-synthesizing protein 2 homolog
Exons: 5
Coding region: 4-1080 (358 amino acids)
Biological process (GO): tRNA methylation
Cellular component (GO): cytoplasm
Molecular function (GO): tRNA methyltransferase activity
Source: RefSeq, a predicted model, not a curated record
UACAUGUUCCAAGCCAGCGCCGAGCAAAAGUUGAGAGCAUGGUUUAGAGGUUUUGGUUUCUGCUUGAAUGUGUCUGACGGUAUAUUUAGGUUAGAUCCGUGUGAUAAUACGACUCGAAGUCGUCGUUAUCGGCAAAUGUCGAUGGGCCGAACAGAGAGCGAACCCGAACGCCUACGACGCGGUGUUGAGCAUGUUUUGAAAGCAACCAGCUACUCCGACGACGAUGUACAGGAACUGCUGAAGAAAGUGCCGAAGCGAUGGCAGAGACACGGGGACUUGGUGAUCCUUAAACGGGGUGCUUUUGACGAUCACCGUUGGGACCCUGUCCGCGAUAGGCUGUGGGACGUCAUCUGUGAUGCCCUUCGUUGCAAGAGGCUAGCGCUGUCAGGCAGGAUCACAGACGACGGACACCGGACACCCCGAGUGGAGUUGGUGCGCGGAUUCGAUGGCUGGGUCGUGCACGUCGAUAACAAGAUCAAGUACACUUUUGACGUGACCAAGUGCAUGUUCAGUGCGGGAAAUGUCACAGAGAAGCUCCGGAUCUCCAAUAUGGACUGCCGAGGCGAGGUCGUCGUUGACCUCUUUGCAGGCAUUGGCUACUUCACCCUACCGUACCUUCUGCACACCGGGGCAGCCCAUGUACAUGCCUGCGAGUGGAACCCUGAUGCCUUGGAGGCAUUGCAGAGGAACCUGAAGUUGAAUGCAGUUCAGGAUCGGUGCACUGUCCAUGCUGGUGACUGCAGAGAGGUCUGCCCCGAAGGCGUGGCGGAUCGAGUCAACCUGGGCCUCAUACCGUCAUCUGCCGUGGGCUGGCAGACGGCCUGCAGGGCACUGAACCCAGAGCGCAAGAGCUGCUGGAUGCACGUCCACGAAAAUGUUGAGUCAAAGCCCGGCGCAAAAGGAUCUGAGCACUUGGAAGAGCGUGUCCAUCAAGUGUGCACCACCAUGGCGGACCUGAUGAAGCAGUGCCAUUCAAGUCACAGCUGGAAUGUUACGUGCACGCACAUUGAGCGUGUCAAGUCGUACGCACCUCACGUUGACCACGUUGUGAUGGACUUGAGGUUUGAUCAGUUGGUGUGACCUGACUAGUAUACCUACCUGCUGUAGUGUGGUUCACAUUGAUUACGUCCAGAAAAAAGGCACCACUUAAAGCGUCUAUACAGCUCUCCAACAUUUUAAUAACCUUACGGGAGUGUUGACUAGGACGUCAGUCAGUUCCGUGUCACGGAGCCCUCCUGCAAAAGUAGUGAGGAUUGGCAGAUGUGUGCAGAGCAUCUUAGUGACUGAGCAUUGUAUGCUAAGCUAUUCCAUUGAAACCAACGCAACCCAUGCUGUUUAUCAGCUUAUCGGUCAUUUGCACCUGCUUAGUGUAACUGUAGUGGCGCUCUCAUCAACCGUGCUGCCGACGAAGAGGACAGCCAUACGAGGAGCUCUCGUGAGGUGACGCUUGAUCAUCGCCAGUUCUUUCCGCUCCGCACAUCUUCGCAUUUGCAACUCACCGUGGUGGCGUAGUGGGUAUGGCGUUGCGCUGCUAAGCCCGAGGUCGUGGGAUCGAAUCCCAACCACAGCGACCGCAUUUCGAUGGGGGUGAAAUGCAGAAAUGCCCGUGUACCGUGCAUUGGGUGCAUGUUAAAGAGCCCCAGGUGGUCAAAAGUGUAUGGUGUGCCUCAUAAUCAAAUCGUGGUUUUGACUCGUAAAACCCCAGAAUAUAAUUUUUUUUUUUGCAUUUGCACUCUGUAAUAAAUGCAGCCAUGGUUGCUUUCACGACGACCUCCUCAUAACCAUUGUGCGCACAUAUGUGCAUUUCCGUUUACAUUGGAAACAGGUAAGACACAGUGGCUAUGCAGAGCUUAACGGAAUAGCCUAGCACACAAUGCUCAGAUCGUGCGCAUGUGCCUGCUGUCACUACUUUUGUAGCUGUGCCCCGCUACAUGGUGCUUACCAUCGCGAGAUUAUUAACGUCUUGGAGAACUGUACUUACCAGCUUCCCUUUGGAUCAUGACUUGUUAUAAUAAACAGUGUCUCAAUUGUUACAUUUGCACAAAUGCAUAAAUGUUGUGGUGUUGUAUAUUUCCCUUCUGCUGAGGUGCCUGCAGGCCAUUUGUAAAACAAGCAAUAACCAUUACUUUAUGUGGAAUGUGCAGUGUUGUUUAUAUUGGUCAGUUGCUGGGCAGUUGCCUUGAUAUGACUGUUAUCGUGCUCGAAACUACCGCUGGCACUGAGUCAUUCCUUCAUAAAUCAGCUUCAUUAUCGGCUCCACUCACAACUGCAAAAGUGAAGGAAACCAGUCUUGACGAAAUGAAAGCAAUCAAAAACUUGCAGAAGGACACAGGUAUGGUAAUUCUACCGGCAGACAAGGGCAACACCACCGUUGUUUUCAACACGUGGGACUAUGAGGAGAAGGUGACGAUGUUACUGAACAGCCAAGAAUAUGAAAAACUAAAGAAGGUCCCCACAACAAGAACACAAUCAGUGUUGAACAAGACGCUCGCCGAAACAUUUCACAGCCACACAAAUUUUUGAAGUAAUUAUCUACAGUAAAUAUGCAGAAAUGAAUCAGCACCAGUGUUCUAAGGCCCACUGAAAUUUCAUAAACUAGGAAUUCCCCUACGUCUGAUUGUGGACUUCUGCUCUCCAAUGUCAUCAAUGUCCCUGUCCCUGCAAAGAAUAAUACUAUCACCACUCACUGGAUAGAUGACGACCCACAAGCUUUGUCAGAAGACUUUGUCAAGCUGACAUCAAAGAUAAGUCUCGAAGCCAAUGAAUGUCUGAUUUCCUUUGACUUAAUCUCCCUGUUUACCAAAGUGCGCAUAAGGUUUGUUGUGAGUGCUGCUUGGGACGUCCUGGAAUGCGACGAUGUGCUCAAUGAAACAACCCCCCUUAGUGUAGAUAAGAUCUGUCACCUCCUGGAACUCGUGCUUGUCAGGUACUUGCUUUUCUUUAAGAGGCGAGCACUACAAAUAAAAGGACCACCCAUGAUGGCAUCGAUUUCUGUCACGAUGGCCAAGACAUGCAGAAUAUUGAGGAUAGUGCUCUCACUACACACGACCUUAAACUGAAAGUUUUUCUCAGGUACGUGGACAACUGCUUCUGCAUUGUAAAGACAUUACAAGUCGAAAUUCCAGCAGAACCCAUCUCACGAUGAAUGUCGGCAUUAAUGUGAUUAGCAUUGAAGCGAUAUGGUGACACCGUAUCGCCAAUGCUGAAACGUGCAUGGAGCCAGGGUCCUUUCUCGUGCUUCCCACUACACAUGCUGUGCUGUUCAGCUGCGACUCUACAAAGUUCACGUCUGGUGCGGGUUUGAUUCUGCCGAGCACUGAAGAAAUUUUAAACCAUCUUUUUUGUGAUUGAAGUGUGCCACAAAUGCAGUAGCGCAUGCUCAGUUACCCAAGUUGGUCUGACGGUUGUUUUAGAGCCCUGUUCCAUCAGCACAGCAGCCCGACGUGCUACCCAUUAGACCAUGGACUACCCACUCCCACUGACCCAAGUUGGCGAGCCAACGGUUAGAGACAUAGAUAGGUAGAUAGAUUGAUCGAUAGAUAGUCACCAGAAAGUGUGUGAAGUGCCCUAAGAAUGCUAGACACAUUAAAAACCAUCUCAACUACCUAAACUUCAUAGAGCUUGGUGUGCAGUUCACGUGCGAGUGUGAAAAAGAUGGAUCCCUCCCAUUCCUCGAUGUACUAGCUGCUCUCUAAAAUGUUCCGUCUGCCAUGAACCAACCCACACAGGCUGCUACCUACACUUGAGCUCGAACCAUUUGGCAGGCUACGAGGCGUCUGUUGCAAAUACUUUUAUUAAAAAGAGCUGAAACUCGGGGCACAUUGGAAUCCGGCAGAUAGAAAGAAAAACAGUUCUCAGUGAACUUGGGAAAGAAUGGUCCGCUACCCAAAUGACUUCAUUGAGAAAAUCAUCCAAUUAAAGAAAAGAAAUGCCAAACUACAGAAACUGCAACCCUUCACUUGCCCCUUUCCUCAGAAUUGAGUAUU